Molecule: messenger RNA, 1755 nt
Organism: Dioszegia hungarica
Lineage: Eukaryota; Fungi; Basidiomycota; Tremellomycetes; Tremellales; Bulleribasidiaceae
Product: glycoside hydrolase superfamily
Exons: 3
Coding region: 1-1755 (584 amino acids)
Biological process (GO): carbohydrate metabolic process
Molecular function (GO): hydrolase activity, hydrolyzing O-glycosyl compounds
Source: RefSeq, a predicted model, not a curated record
AUGUCGAAUCCCAAUCCCAAAAUAAUAUACACCAACCCGGCUCUCGAGCGGUCUGGGUACAACCCACAUAGCGGGACCGGGAACAAUACGCAGGAUGCGCGGAAUCGGACUGACGAGGUCCGGACGUCCAAGCGGGUCCUCCCUGCCAUCACGCACGUCGAUAAGGACAAUGGAAUGUUCUACGACGAGCUGAACCGGGUGCGCAUCUUCCGGGGGAUGGCAUUAUCCUAUAAGAUCGCCCCAUUCCUACCCAUGAUUGACGCCUUCAAUCCCGUCAGCUCAUUCGCGGAGGACGAUCUGCGGCUCCUCGACAAGCUCAACCUCAACGUCAUCCGGCUGGGCAUAUCCUGGGCGGCGGUACAACCCCGGCGGGGUUCAGACGGGUUCGACACAGAGUAUCUGGCGAGGAUACGCCAGAUGGUCCAGACCUGGGAAGACGCGGGGCUGUACGUCAUUAUCGAGUGUCACCAAGACCUCUUUGCAGAGAAGUUUAUGGGGGAUGGCGCGCCAUCAUGGGCUAUCACGAGGGACUGGAACACCCUCCCGUUCCCUAUGCCAGUCCAUGGGCUCGCGAGGGCAAAGUACGACCCCCUCCUGGGCGCGGACUCGGCGCCCACGAACAUGAACUACACCGAUUCGUGGGGGUUCCACUACGUCUCGGACUCGGUCACACGGGCGUUCUGGGGACUGUACACCAACUACGAGGGGGUGCAGGACGAGUUUGUGGGUUUCUGGGGAAAGCUGGCAGAGACGUUCACGGGGAUGAACAACGUUAUCGGAUAUGAAAUCAUCAAUGAACCCUUCGUCGCCGCCCGCUCGACCCUGCACUUCCCCCUAGCCUGGCUCACCCGGGAUCGGACCGACAAGAACUUCCUUCAACCCAUGUACGACCGCGUCGAGGCUGUCAUUCGGCAAUAUGACUCGCGCGGGCUGAUCUUCUGGGAACCGGUCGCGGGUUCAGGCGGAAGUCUGGGCGAUGGGUUCACCAAGACGCCAGGGGACCGGCCAGACAAGAGCGUGUUCUCGUUCCACUCUUACGGACCGAACGCGAUCGACUCGCUCACUAUGGAAACGGCGAUCACGAAGGGGGUGUACCAGGCCAAGCGGCUCGGAGGGGGCAGGAUGUUGACCGAGUGGGAUGUCGAGUAUGUGCAGGGACCGAGGAGGUUGAAGCGGGUCGGCUGGCAAUUCAAGCAAUUCGCCCGUGUCGCCGGCUCCCCACCACACGGUACCCUCGUCGACCCCCGAACCGGCGUCUACCGACCCGGAAUGUGCAAGCUCUUUUCCCGCCCCUAUCCCUCCGCCGUAUCCGGCGAGCUCAUCGGUUUCGCCUUCAAUUGGACCACCUCGGAACUCACCGUCGACGCCGCUCCGCCCUCUUCUGGCGAUGCCGAGAUCAUCAUCUCCGUCACAGAAGAAGAGCUCUGGGGAUGGGAAGGAUCCUGGCGACUACAAUCCGUCUCUCGGGCGGACGGCGAGCGCAUCGGCCAUGUUCGCGUGGAAGAUGAGUCGGAGCUCGACGUGAAGGGCAAAGGCGUCCGGUGGUGGGUUGAAAGAGCGUGGGUCGAGGGGAGUAAGCUCGUCAAGAUUCGCUUGGGGACGGACUGGACGGGUCCGGCCAAGGUGGUGAUCGGUCUGAGCGGGGCGAGUGGGGCGGGGAUGCAAGAGUUGCCAGAGGAGCAUGAGUUUGAUCAGCAUUGGGACUUUGAUGCGAGUCAUCCCCUGAAUGGGAGCUGGAACGACUGGAAGAUGUAG